Messenger RNA from Jaminaea rosea, 1516 nucleotides. RefSeq names its product Mo25-like protein. NCBI's taxonomy places the organism in Eukaryota, Fungi, Basidiomycota, Exobasidiomycetes, Microstromatales. Bases 252 to 1304 code for a protein of 350 amino acids. Gene Ontology annotation, molecular function: protein serine/threonine kinase activator activity. Gene Ontology annotation, biological process: intracellular signal transduction. The transcript is spliced from 6 exons. The record is from RefSeq and is a predicted model, not a curated record.
GUCUAAGCAGCCUUUGUGCCAUUAGCAGACACUUCAACAUCUCACACUGCGGCAUCGAUACCCGACGCAAGCAGGUGAGACAGCGAGGGCCUCGAGUAGAAGGCGAUUGUUGUGCUUCGCAGCAUUCAUUCGCUCACAAGCUCUUUGACCACCACUGCAUCUCACCGGGGCACUCUGCUCACCUGAGCAGCUCACAGUUGCCCUCGAGAGUGUCAAUCACGCCCCAAUCGUGCUGAGCUGGCCGACACAUCAUGAAUUUUAUCUUCAAGAGCAAGCAUAGAACACCGGCGGACUUGGUCAAGCAUCUGCGCGAUGCUGUAGGCCGUAUGGAGUCACAAGGGGGCAGCUCGGAGGGCAAGAGAAAGGCGGGAGAGGAGGUAUCGAAGUGCCUGUACCAAAUGAAGGUCAUCCUCUACGGCGAUGGUGAGAACGAGCCGCUGCCAGAGCAAGUCGCUCAGCUAGCGCAAGAGGUCUACAAUCAGGAUGUCCUGCAGCUCCUCGUCGCCAACAUCUGGCGUUUCGAAUUUGAGGCAAGAAAGGAUGUCUCGCAGAUCUUCAACAACUUGCUCAGGAGACAAAUCGGUUCAAGGAUGCCCACGGUAGAAUACCUGACGACGAAGCCCGAGGUCCUCUUUACCACACUCAAGGGCUACGAGAACGCAGACGUGGCGCUGAACACGGGAAUGAUCUUGAGGGAGAUGCUCAGACACGAGACGCUCGCCAAGACGCUGCUGUAUUCGGACAAGUUCUACACCUUCCCCGAUUACAUCGAGAAGACGACCUUCGGAGUCUCAUGCGACGCCUUUGCCAACUUCAAGGAGACGCUCACAAAGCACAAGGCAAUGGUGGCCGAGUACCUCGAGAAGAACUACGACCGCUUCUUCAACAUGUACGAGACGUUGCUGCAGUCGCCCAACUACGUCACCAAGAGACAGUCCCUGAAGCUACUCGGGGAGAUUCUCCUGGACCGCACCAACUUCCAGGUCAUGACGAAGUACAUCUCGUCGGAGGAGAACCUCAAGAUGAUGAUGAAUCUGCUGAGGGACAAGAGCAAGAAUAUCCAGUUCGAGGCAUUUCAUGUCUUCAAGGUAUUCGUCGCCAACCCCAAGAAGCCUCCCGUCAUCGAGAACAUCCUUCGUCGCAACCGAGAGAGGCUGGUUACCUUCCUCAGCAACUUCCACAACGACAAGGACGACGAGCAAUUUGCAGACGAGAAGAGCUACCUCAUCUCGCUGCUCCAGCCCCCUCCGACCACCGCGGCCGCUACGGCUGCGACGAACGCGGGGACCGCUCGCGUUUCAUAGCCGUGACGCGACGAAUCAACGAGCCAAUCAGAAGCACGCGCUACUCGAUCGCUCUCCUUUCCCUACUCAGUCCCGCUACAGCAUCUUCUCUGUGCCUCCUGAUCCCUUUUCCUUCGUUCUCAUUUUGUACUACUAGAGUCGUGCGACCAUCUCAAUAUGAUCUCUCUCGACGCACGCACGGGAGCGUAUCCGCCGAGCGAGCUUGGUUCCUG